UGAGGCUUGACUGACACAAAAGCAGUUCAGCUUCUUUGGAAACUAAUUAUAUAAAACUAGAUUAUUGCAUUAUAUCACCAAAAUGUUUAUUUAAUAUUAAAAUUAUUUUAGUAAAUGCUCUUUGCUAACUGCUGUCUCCAGUCUGCAUCAAAACAUGGAGUCCAGAUCUCUCUGCAUCAUACUCUUGAUGAUCAUCAUGAUUUUGCUGGGUGUACAGGAUAAGGAGGUUGAUGCAGUUUCUCUUCAUAUUUAUCCAAACAGAUUGCAGUUCUUUGAAUAUGAAGCAGUAACAUUUUACUGUGAAGGAGUCGAUUAUUGUGAAGUUGUGCAUAAAUUCAAAGGGAAAGUAAAAUCAUGUAACAGAACUAACGUGAGGACACCAACAGGAUCAUCCUGCAAGAUUAAAACUGCUUAUACAGACGACAGUGGAGAGUACUGGUAUACGACUGAAGGAGGGAUGAGAAGCAACAGUAUCAACAUCUCCAUCACUGAUGGUGCUGUGAUCCUGGAGAGUCCUGCUGUUCCUGUGUUAAUGGAAGAAACUGUGACUCUGAGCUGCAGAAACAAAACUGCAUCCUCCAGCUUCACAGCUGAUUUCUACAAAAAUGGAUAUCUCAUCCAUAGAGGCUCCACAGGAAACAUGACCCUACAGAGAGUUUCAGAGUCAGAUGAAGGACUUUAUAAGUGCAACAUUAUAGGAGCUGGAGAAUCACCAGAGAGCUGGCUGAACGUCACAGAUGUAAAUUACAUAACUACUCCAGAUGGUCACCAAGACAUGAGCCAUUCCUCCUCUGCUGCCACACCCUGGAUCAUUUGCAUCAUUUUAUUUACUGCUCUGUUGGUGGCAGUGGGACUGUAUCACUUUGGAAAAGGUUCUUACUGGGACAAAGCAUUGUGUUGUCAGUCUACAAGGGUAGACUGUGCAGACUCAGCUGUGGAUGGAACAGUCUACAUAGAGGCCAGCACAGUGGAUGCAGACAGAGCAACGUAUGCCGUAGUAAGAAAAAACAGGAAGAGGAAAGAAGAUGAAGGUGUAUUGCCCUCUAGACCUGUUCACUACAACUACGCCAUAAGGGACACUCAACCACAAGAAUCAGAAGCAGGAACCAACACAAAGAUGUCUUCAGCAGGAAUCUACCAGCCUAUAGCAGAGGAUCCAUCCUAUUCUAUGAUACAGAUGGUUGCUGACAGAGCUGACUGAAAACAUAAACACAUCUGAGAUAGAGUGAAAGUAAUGAUGUGACCAAGAUUUAUUAAAUGUCUUAAUUGGCACUAUACACAUGUACAUUACAUGUACCAAUGAAAAAAAAGUCUGUGCAUGUUCAACUGGAUUUGAUGUGCUCAUGUAUAUUUUGUUGUAGUUUAUGUGUAUUUAAUCAUCUGCUUUUAGUUGCACUUGCUUUGCCUUUUUACACAUACAUGAAUGUUGCUACAAGAAAAAAGCUCCUGCAGCUUUAAAAUUGACUCGGUGUGGUCAACCGCUACUCUGUUACUUGUUUUCCAAAACAGAUGAACCAUGUUUGUGGUCAGCAGUGAAAUAAA
This is a messenger RNA of Oreochromis aureus, 1542 nucleotides long. RefSeq names its product low affinity immunoglobulin gamma Fc region receptor III-like. Lineage: Eukaryota; Metazoa; Chordata; Actinopteri; Cichliformes; Cichlidae. The coding region runs from base 155 to 1201 and encodes 348 amino acids. Gene Ontology annotation, biological process: cell surface receptor signaling pathway. The transcript is spliced from 10 exons. Gene Ontology annotation, molecular function: transmembrane signaling receptor activity. The record is from RefSeq and is a predicted model, not a curated record.